Messenger RNA from Spirometra erinaceieuropaei, 1029 nucleotides. Lineage: Eukaryota; Metazoa; Platyhelminthes; Cestoda; Diphyllobothriidea; Diphyllobothriidae. The record is from the annotation of a GenBank genome assembly.
AUGUUUUUCGCCGCCCGUCAACUUCAGGAGAAGUGUCAGAAGAUGCGGGCCCACCUGUAUUCCACCUUCGUGGACCUGACGAAAGCCUUCUACACGGUGAAUCGUGAAGGACCGUGGACGAUCAUGCAGAAAUUCGGCUGUUCGGAACGAUUCACUCAGAUGGUACGUCAGCUGCACGACGGUAUGAUGGCGCGAGUCACGGACAACGAAGCUGUCUCAGAGGCAUUCGCAGUGACCAACGCAAAGCAGCAGGGAUGCGUGCUGGCGCCUACCCUAUUUAGUCUUAUGCUUUCUGCCAUGCUGAUGGACGCCUACCGUGAUGAACGCCCCGGGAUCCGCAUCGCCUACAUGACGGACGGUCACCUUCUGAAGCAACGGCGGAUGCACUUCCAAUCCCGCGUCUCCACAACCACCGUUCACGAUCUUCUCUUCGCCAACGACUGCGCCCUGAAUACCACCUCGGUAGAGGAGAUGCAACGGAGCAUGGAUCUGUUCUCUGCCGCCUGCGAGAAUUUCGGUCUGGUCAUUAACACGCAGAAGACGGUGGUCAUGCAUCAACCGCCACCCAACACAGCCACUCCUCCCAACGCGCCGCAAAUCAGCGUGAACGGAACGCAACUGCAAGUGGUGGAGUACUUCCCGUACCUGGGCAGCACCCUCUCCCUUAACGCCAAAAUCGAUGACGAAGUCGCCAACAGGAUCUCGAAAGCUAGUCAAGCCUUCGGCCGCCUCCAAAGCACAGUCUGGAAUCGUCACGGUCUCCAACUGAGCACGAAGCUGAAGAUGUACAAGGCCGUCAUCCUGCCGACGCUGCUGUAUGGAGCGGAGACUUGGACAGUAUACACAAAGCAGGCACGUCGACUGAAGCACUUUCAUCUUAGUUGUCUCUGUCGCAUCGUGAAGCUGAACUGGCAGGAUCGAUUCCCCGACACGGAAGUACCGGAACGAACGGGAAUCCUCAGCAUCUACGCCAUACUGAGACAAAUGCAGCUGCUGUUGAGCGGCCAACUGGUGCGCAUGGACGACUAG